Molecule: messenger RNA, 738 nt
Organism: Hippopotamus amphibius kiboko
Lineage: Eukaryota; Metazoa; Chordata; Mammalia; Artiodactyla; Hippopotamidae
Gene: CLDN25
Product: claudin 25
Exons: 1
Coding region: 1-738 (245 amino acids)
Biological process (GO): bicellular tight junction assembly; cell adhesion
Cellular component (GO): bicellular tight junction; plasma membrane
Molecular function (GO): structural molecule activity
Source: RefSeq, a predicted model, not a curated record
AUGGCCUGGAGUUUCCAUGGGAAAGCCCAGCUCGGGGGACUGCUCCUCUCUCUCCUCGCCUGGGUCUGCUCCUGUGUCACCACGGUCCUGCCCCAGUGGAAAACUCUCAAUCUGGAGCUGAACGAAAUGGAGACCUGGAUUAUGGGCCUUUGGGAGGUCUGCGUGGAGCAGGAGGAAGGCGCCACUGUGUGCAAGGCCUUUGAGUCCUUCUUGUCUCUGCCCCAGGAGCUCCAAGCAUCCCGCAUCCUCAUGGUAGCCUCCCAGGGGCUGGGACUAUUGGGGCUUCUGCUCUCUGGCUUUGGGGCCGAAUGCUUCCAGUUUCACAGGAUCAGAUGGGUGUUUAAGAGGCGGCUUUGCCUCCUGGGAGGGACUUUGGAAGCAUCAGCUUCGGCCACUACUCUUUUCCCAGUCUCCUGGGUGGCCUAUGCCACAAUCCAAGACUUCUGGGAUGACAGCAUCCCUGAGAUCGUGCCUCGGUGGGAGUUUGGAGAUGCCCUUUACCUGGGCUGGGCUGCUGGUGUUUUUCUGGCCCUCGGUGGGUUCCUCCUCAUAUUCUCGGCCUGCCUGAGGAAAGAAGAUGUGCCCUCUCCCCGGAUGGUUGUCCUUACAGCAGCCCCACCAUCCUGUGCUCCAGUGGAGGAAUCUGACGGCUCGUUCUAUCUAAUGCCAAGAUUAGGAUCCUGUUCACCUAAGAGAAGCUUCUGCCAAGGAAUCUCUGGACCAGAGGAAUGUCAGUAG